This is a messenger RNA of Babesia bovis T2Bo, 1937 nucleotides long. Its product is annotated as protein kinase domain containing protein. The transcript has 2 exons. Gene Ontology annotation, molecular function: cyclin-dependent protein serine/threonine kinase activity; ATP binding. The record is from RefSeq and is a predicted model, not a curated record. Gene Ontology annotation, biological process: protein phosphorylation. Lineage: Eukaryota; Apicomplexa; Aconoidasida; Piroplasmida; Babesiidae. Gene Ontology annotation, cellular component: nucleus. Bases 113 to 1912 code for a protein of 599 amino acids.
GUUGUAGUUGAUAAAAACUGGUUUAUAUUUAUCCCAACUUCUCUAAAUGAUAAUAGGAAUUAAUAUGUGUGCUUAGGCGAAGCACAGUUGGGGUGUACCCUUCAGCGGCGAUAUGAACUUGUUAGGGUGUACGUAUACUCACGAUAGGGGUGAUCCCACCAGGGAACUUCGUAAAGAUGUGGAGAACGGUAGAAAGACUAGUGGCAAAGGCAAUUUCUUUGUGGAAGGGCCAAACAAUCUUCCGGGUUAUAACAGUCGGCUUUCUAACAGAUCAAUAAGGGACGAUGGCCUAAUGGGUACCGAUAAUAACGCUGCAAAUAUAGACCAUUGCAUGGAAGGUUUGGCUCAGGCACCUAGAAGGGCUAGUGUUCGAGGAUGUGACCUUUUGGGCGAUAUGGAACUUGACGAUUUGACCACUUAUGAUGAUGAAUUAGCGAAAGAAGCUGAAAGCUCAACUAGGUUUGACUUCAGGGGUUCAAGUUACUUUGGAUACUCUGAGAGUAAUGGAGUACGCAGUAUCACUGAUGUGUUGUCGUUUGACAAGCGGCUUGGCCAAGGUGUUUAUGGCGAUGUCUUUCUGUGCCACUUACGUGCAGACCGCACAAAAAAGUUUGCGGUAAAACGUAUACAGCAGGCACCAUCUCCUAUUGAAAAAAUUUUUGGUUUAGAUCAGAACAUUAUAAAGGAGUUGCACGCCCUCAGGGCGCUGAGGCGUCCACAUGCCAAUAUCGUAAGACUGUAUGAUUUUUGCUCUGCUAUGGAGACUGUAGUUCCGCGCAAUUCCUCCAAAUCGGAUCGUAAAGAAAACAAGCGCAAAUGUAUUGCCUUUUACUUAAUAUUUGAGUUGUGUGAUAUGGAUCUUAACCACUUUGUUAAGGAGUUAUCCCUCAAGUAUAAAUCGCAUGAAGUGGAUCUAUUUAGUAGUACGAGUGAUCAUACCGAAGGAGAGUACAAUAUCCAGGAUAUUAUAAAUCAAUGGUCAACUCUAUACCUUAAGAAGCGUAAGGAAGAAGUGCGCCCAGAUGGUCUAUCUGGGACUUCCAUUAGGAGUGAGCGUAUUCCACUUCCUGGCCUUCACGAGGACAUUGUCAAGGUCAUCAUGUACCAAAUGUUACAAGGAUUGGCCUACAUACAUUCAAAUCGCAUUAUUCAUAGGGACAUCAAACCACAAAACAUUCUAAUAAAGAAAUCUAACGGGCUUAUCAACACUCAUGAAGCGCUUAGUUCACCAUGUGAAUGGCAAGUUAAGAUAGGUGACUUGGGAUUGUCCACUAUAAUACCUGCACGAUACCUCACUACUAUGACUGAAGAGGUUGUGACAUUGCUAUACCGACCACCGGAGUUAUUACUGGGUGACUGCAAGUACACCACGGCGGUUGACAUAUGGUCCACUGCUGCUAGUGUGGGAGAAUGCUUACUUGGGAAGCCUAUGUUCCGUGCCAGGACUGAGUUCAGUGUCCUCAUGCGUAUAAUGUGCACCGUUGGAGCGCCUAAUCUGGAUGAGAUGCCUGAUUUCGCUAGGCAUUUAAAGCAUCUAACGGACAGCAUGCCAAAGAUUGAGCGGGAUGGUAGGGCAUCUCUGAGGAAGAUGUUUACAGAUCACUUUGGUCGGCAGCUUAUCAGCGAAACGGGUCUUGAUUUAUUCUAUAACAUGUUGCAAUUCGUUCCUGAAAAGCGCAUCACUGCUGCGCAAGGGCUUAGGCACCCGUGGUUUGAUGAUAUAGAUUCUCUUUUGCAGCCAUCCAUUGCCAAAUCAUACGACAACUUUGAAAGGGUAUUCCCAAAGGGUCAGAGGGACAUGCUGCCUCUGCCAUUUCGCGGCGAUUUGUCAGAAUAUCAGCGGCAAUUACGCAAGGCUAAUUUAAAGGAGACUUCAAUUGAUGACCCUUAUGUCCAAUUCGUCUUUCCGUGAUUUGCCAUAUGUCGCGCUUAGUGAG